GUCAAUAUGCUGCUCCAGCUGAUGAAUCAAGGUAAUUUUUUUUGAGUUUAUCUGUAUCCUGAUAAGAAAUGACACAUAUGGCAGUGAACUUUUAGGCUUUUAGCUCCUGUAAAACUGAGGUAAGCGGUGUUCUUUAUUAUCUUUCACAUGUUUUGCAUGUCAACCAGAACUAGCUAGUUAUUUUUUCAGUAAUGAUUAUUUGUCUUAACAUUUGUCAAUUUUUAUACCCCAUGAUAUUCUUAUCCUUUUAAUAGUGACUUUAGUAUAUUACAUUGCCAUCAUUGUUCUGCACGUCUGUUUAGUUAUUCUUUGCAUCUACAGGAUCUAAGCUGAAGGAGCCAGAGCGUCUCGUCGUCCAUGGAGAGCGAACUCCAAAUCUUAAUGUCGCCAUAGUCAAUUCGAAUCAUUCCCAUAAUUUGCCCUCAACAAGACCUAUCACAAACAAUUCUAGUAAUGCUGUUACUCUUCCAAAACCCUCCUGUGUUCACCCGAAAUCCAAGUCCAACAAGUUAAUCCUACGAGGACUGAUAAUGUUACCCUCCAUGGAAAGUGAUAGUUUCACCAUUGAUAUGCCCUUGACCCCUUCUGCAUCACCACCAUACGAAGAUAGCAAACAAGGAUUCACAAAUUUUGCUGCCGAACAUCUGGGUGCUCUUACAAAUCUUGUUUCAUCAAGAGAUAAACAUAAUUACCAGGCUAUGAUUUAUACUGUGGUGGGUUGUUUUGCACUUGCGUUCCUUAUUUCUUCAGCUAAGAAAUGGCCAACCAUCGCGAAGAAGAUGCAAAAAGCCGAGUUUUCUGAUCGGUUUGUUUGGGUUCUUGGGAAUAAUGGGCUAUUGCAAAUCAGGGGAGUCACGCAUCAGUUUUUUGUCCCUUUCACUCUUUCCGUCUUCAGCUUCGAAGGUUCCAGAGCAAGGAGACCGUGCGAGAGUGAGAGAAUGAGAGCUUCGGACCAUCGCCUCCACCCUCUCAAUUUUUGCCGUCGCCGGUGCUGGGACUGUCGCCGUGAAUCUUCUACGCACGGCAUCUUCAAGCUUCUUCCUUCUUCAAAUGAGAGCGCAGGCGUCGACAGUGGUUCUCCUGGCCGUGUGGUUGUGGGUGUUCGGAUUUUCUUCUCCUUUCCCCUCCAUCGUUAUUUUUCCGUCGCUGCAAGGAGUUCUGGCAACAUCACAGUCGGUCUUCUCCCCUGUUCUGUGCUUGCCAAGAACUUGUGCUGCUGUGGAGGUCAUUUUCUUUCCUCUCACCUGUUCAGUGUGAGCUUCGAUCUCUCCUUUCCUUCUCCAUGAUUGGUUGAUGAUAUGAGGGAAUUUGGAGAAAGGAAAUCUCAAUUGAAGUAGUAAGGAAGAGUUGAUUGAAGUCUUGAGAAAUGAAUUCUAAUACUUAGGUACACUAUAGGUAAGUGGAUAACGUCCCAACUGAUUUAUCAAUAAAAAUUCUUUUUUCAAAUAUUUUUUUACAUAGAUCAUUUAAUAAUAAUUAUAUUAUAUAUUUAAUACUUUUUUAAUUAAUUAUUUUUUUCUUGGGGAAAUUAUAAAGAGAUGUUGAAGAAUAUUUGAAUUAUGACAUUUGUAUGUAUUUUUCCUUAUGACGGCUACUUUCAAAAGUGAUAGAUUAUUUUUAUCAACUUUAGCUGUUUUUAGGUUACUUAAUAAAUGUCAAACAUAGAUAUUAGUUACGAAAUUUUAUUUUGAUAAGUUUUUUUCUUUAUGCUCAAAAUUCUUCAUGUGAGUUUGACUUUUAGAAUGAGAACUAUAUUUUUAUAGUGAUAAUUUUCUCACAUGUUUGAAAAUGAAAUUAGAAGGGAUAUUAUGCAGAACACUGAUUGCUAAUGGUAGUUCCAUUAGCCCUUGGCGUGCCAUAGAUAAUGACUAAGUAAUUUGAUUUUCAUGAGUUUUGUUUUCACGUUUGUUAUUCAUAGAUCUUGUACUCACGUUUGUUUUCAUAUCUUCAAGUCGUGUUUGGUUAGUAUUACUCUUAUGGACCGUGUGUCCAUAUUUGUAAAUUAUUCUGAUAAAUUUUCAAAAUAUAAAUUUUUUUAAAUUAACUAAUGAUUUCAUAUUCUAAAAGUUUUUAAUUUAUAAAUGUUAUUAUUUUUACUUAUUUAUUUAAUCCAAUUGACUUGUCAAGAUUAAAUAUUAGAGCUACUUCAUCAGUAAAGAUCUAAAGAUUCAUUUUACUAAACUUGUAUAGAUUUUUUUAAAAAAAAUUAAAAGUACAAAUUUUUAUUAUAUUGAAUUCUUUUAUUUUUAAUUUUCAUAACUGUUGUAAAUUAUUCAUUUUAAUGUUGCAAAAUUUUAUGGUUGAAAUGUUAUUCACUAGAAAGUAUUUGUUUGAUCUCAUAUAGUGCAACUGAUAGUGUGCGUCUUGCUAACCACUGAAGGACUUUUGGCUAGUGAAGAUUUGUUUUGUAAUACCUCUUUUAAUAUAAUUAAGCAAUUUAUGUAUUAUGUUUUGAAAAUAUGAUUAGGUGCUCCAAAUAUACUAUAAUUAGGAUCUUCAUUUGAUUAUCUUUAUUGUUGGUUUACUAUCAAGAAUUGAGCUCUUGAUUAUUUUGUGUAAAAAUAUUGUUGUACAAUUUUUAGGAGAUCCUAUCUUAAGGAAAAGUUCUGUGGCAACUUUUACAAAAAUAUAUUAUUUUUAUUAUUCACACUAAAAAUGGGUUGAUUGGCUGUCAAAUGUUUUGAUGAUUUAGAAAUUAGAGUUUCUUAAGUUGAGAUGUUUCAGGAUAUGGAUUUUUGUUUUUAUAUUUCGUGUCGGUCAUGCCUUAUUUUCAGGGCGUGACACUUUGGGCUCUCAAAAAAGUCAUCAUGUCACCGAGCCCCUUUACUUAUUUUGUUAUAAACUUUCACUUGGUUUAUAUACUAUUCUAUCAUUAAUGGUAGUUAGAGUGAAAAAAAUCAUACGUAUAAAGACUCAUUACCU
Prosopis cineraria is the source of this 2922-nucleotide messenger RNA. RefSeq lists its product as uncharacterized. The coding region runs from base 531 to 1286 and encodes 251 amino acids. Lineage: Eukaryota; Viridiplantae; Streptophyta; Magnoliopsida; Fabales; Fabaceae. The transcript is spliced from 3 exons. The record is from RefSeq and is a predicted model, not a curated record.